Molecule: messenger RNA, 531 nt
Organism: Temnothorax curvispinosus
Lineage: Eukaryota; Metazoa; Arthropoda; Insecta; Hymenoptera; Formicidae
Product: brain-specific angiogenesis inhibitor 1-associated protein 2-like
Exons: 3
Biological process (GO): actin filament bundle assembly; plasma membrane organization; positive regulation of actin filament polymerization
Cellular component (GO): nucleoplasm; cytosol
Source: RefSeq, a predicted model, not a curated record
GACCACACCGCCGCCCUCAUUCGUGUAUAUAUAAUAAUAUCCUUAUCACAUCUUACGUUCCAGUUAAAAGCAUUCUAUGUGGAUCUGCUGGUGCCUCUGGAAACCAACCUGGAGAAGGACACGAAAGUCGUCCAGAGCGAACAGAAGAAGUUCCUUCAGCAACACAAGACCAGAUCCGAGACGUAUAGCAAGGCGGCAGCGACCAUGAAGAAGCAGAGAAAGAAGUCCAGGGCGGCCAAUAAAAGCGGUCUCGCUAUGGACAAGGAGCUCAAGAACAUGCAAAUUCUCGAAGAGGAGAAGACUAAGCUCGACGCCUUCUGCGAGCAGAGUCUGAAGAAUGCGAUGACUCAGGAGAGACGGCGAUACGGUUUCGUGCUGGAGCGACAAUGCUCCUUGGCGAAGCACUAUGCGAGUUUUCAUGAGGUUGCAUUGGCCGCGCUUCAUCCCUCGGUUGAUAAAUGGCGCGAGGUUGCUGCCACCAGGGAAUACUUGCCCCAGUCGGUGGAGGACAUGUUCGCUUCCAGACUCAGG